Saccostrea echinata is the source of this 636-nucleotide messenger RNA. RefSeq lists its product as uncharacterized. Gene Ontology annotation, biological process: DNA integration. The transcript has a single exon. Bases 1 to 636 code for a protein of 211 amino acids. Gene Ontology annotation, molecular function: nucleic acid binding. The record is from RefSeq and is a predicted model, not a curated record. Lineage: Eukaryota; Metazoa; Mollusca; Bivalvia; Ostreida; Ostreidae.
AUGGACCCAUACUUUACACGCCGUAGUGAACUUACUAUUCACCAGAACUGUCUAUUAUGGGGAAUCCGUGUUGUGAUUCAACCGUCACUGCGUAGUCAAGUUUUGGAUGAGCUACAUCAAGGCCACAUUGGUGUGGUUAAAAUGAAAACCUUAGCAAGAAGUCAUGCUUGGUGGCCAGGGAUAGAUCGGGAUAUAGAACUUUUGACAGAGAGCUGUGCUGGAUGCCAGACUGUAAAACAUGCACCGCCAGCCUCACCUAUUCACCCCUGGGAAUGGUCAUCUAGACCAUGGGAAAGGAUCCAUAUUGACUUUGCUGGUCCGUUUCUCAAUUCAAUGUUUCUAGUCAUUCUUGACGCUUACUCUAAGUGGCCAGAGGUGAUACCUAUGAAAACCACCACAUCUUCCCAGACCAUAGAUGUAUUACGUACUGUUUUUGCACGUAAUGGCCUUCCAUCACAAAUUGUAAGCGACAAUGGACCUCAAUUCACAUCAGAGGAGUUUACCAAAUUUACCAGAGGAAAUGGUAUAAAACACAUAACCUCAGCACCCUAUCACCCCAGUACUAACGGUUUAGCAGAAAGAUUUGUACAGUCAUUCAAGAUGAGUCUCAAGUCGAGUAAAAAGGAAAAGUGGUAG